UCAGCGCUCCAGCUCCUCCGAUGCUCCGUCAGUCUCCCUCUGACCUAAGCACGAGAAGAACAUCUGCGCUUAUUCUAUCCUCGGGAAUAUCAGCGUGCGUUGUGCUUUAGAAUCGAGUCUAACCAUGCGCUCUGCAGUUUGUUAAAACGGAAUGUUCAGUGCAGUGGUUUCAUCAGAGCAUCAUUGAAGAAGGUUUACUGAAGCUCUGCGUCAUUCCUUCAUAUCCACCUCAUCCAGGCGAACGCGUCGGAAGUUUUCGAGGAAUAUCCAAGAGGACAUUGGUUUGGUUUGGAAUUAAAACCGCUCUGGCUGGAAAUUUGAACGCGGGACUGAUAUCGGACACAUCUGAUUGUUGUUUUUGGGGGGGUUUCCUCGGUGUAGUUGGGGAAGUUUUGUGCGGCACCUGCGGGGAAAAUAACAAAACAAAACCCAAAAAAACAUGGGUUUAUGUGGUUAUGUAGUUGUGCCCUGGAGAUGCCUGGCAGUGCUGGCUCUGAGACUGCUCUUCCUUGUGCCUGCAGGAGUGCCAGCGCGGAGCGGAGACUCUUAUUUAAAGGACAACAUCACGGUGAGACAGGGGGACAGCGCCGUCUUAAAAUGCAAUGUGGACAGCAAGGUAUCGAGGGUAGCUUGGCUGAACCGCACCACUAUUCUCUUCACGGGGAGUGAGAAAUGGUCUCUGGACCCACGAGUGGUCUUGCUGAAUAACACAGCAGUGACAGAGUACAGUAUAAAGAUCCUGGAUGUGAACUUGCAUGACGAAGGGCCAUACGUUUGCUCCAUCCUCACAAACAAGAAACCUGAGUCCACCAAAGUUCAUCUCAUUGUUCAAGUUCCAGCAAGGAUUGUGAACAUCUCAACAGACAUAACGGUAAAUGAGGGCAGUAAUGUCAGUCUCAUGUGUCUGGCGAUCGGACGACCUGAACCCAGUAUUAUAUGGAAAUAUCGCUCUGUUAGCGGUCGUAGAUUCAUCAGUGAGGGCGAGUAUGUUGAGAUGACUUCAAUCACCAAAGAACAGUCCGGAUCAUAUGAGUGCAUCUCUUCAAAUGACAUCUCACCCCCGGAUGUGAGGACGGUACAAGUCACAGUAAACUAUCCUCCGGUCAUUUCACAAGCUCGCAGUACAGGGACUGCUGUUGGACAGAGAGGAGUGCUGCAGUGUGAAGCAUCAGCUGUUCCUCUUGCUGACUUUCAGUGGUACAAAGAAGAGAGGCGCCUUCUCAAUGGACUCAAUGGAGUCAAAAUAGAAAACAAAGGUAAACAGUCCAUGUUGAUAUUUUUCAACGUGUCUGAAGAGGACUAUGGAAACUACACGUGUGUGGCCAUGAACACGCUGGGAAUCACAAAUGCAAGCAUAAUCCUGUACGGCCCAGGAGCGAUCCACGAUGUGAACAGCGCUGCACUUUCUCCAUCCAGCUCUGUCUGCCAACUGCUCACACUCAUUCUCUUUUAUCUCAAGUUUUGACGCUAGAGACAACAACCACUGCAUCAGCUCCUCUCGGCAUAACACAAAGACAGACUCAAAGUCUCAUUAUUAGAAACAAACCGUUAUUAUUGUUAUUGUUUGGUUUGAACUUUUUUUCCUCCAGGGGUUGGGCUAGAAAAUAGAUUUGGACUAUGAGUCUGUCCCAUGAGAAUGAGACUGCACAAGAUAGGGUUCUGUCACUAGCUGGUAAAUAUAGUGAGCUCUUAAUUUUUUUUAAAUGUCAAAGAAAAGCAAAAAGUCACUUGAUCGUUAAAAAAAAAUAAUAGUACAUGGAUGGUUUUACUCGGUAUUGAAAUGUGUGAGUUGAGAUGUCCGUGUCAUGUCAGCUUUCCUUGUAAAAAAAAAUGGAGUUCUUGCAAUGAAUUCUUCUUUUUAAAUAAUCAACAAAAGUGCAAAAAAUCAUGUGAUAUUUGAUUUACUGUACCUGUACAGAUGUAUACAGUGGAAUACUUACAGUUCAUUUGAAUAUGAGUGAGGUCAGUCUGUGCGUAAUAUAGCUUACAUUUCCUGAAAAAAAAAACAGUCUGGUGUGUAUUAUAAUGUUCAUCUGUCACUGAAAUGAUGUUCUCAUUUUGUAAAGAAGGACUGCUGCAUUACCACACACAGACAGUAGGUCAGUAGGUUAGUCAUCUUACCUGGUCUUUUUAGAACCUUAUUUUAGACACUCUUUACAGUAAUACAGUAUAUACACAUGUAGGUUUAGAAAGUAGGCAACACACUGGAAUUGCAACAUCUGAUGCAAGAUUUGUGCACAUUUAGAGUAACACUUCUGCAAAUGUUAUCUACAUGUGGCACGAGGCCCUAAUUACGGCAUGUGUAAUCAGACAAACAUGUAUAAUUAUUAAUAUGCACUCUCCCUGCGGUUCCUGUAUAAAUGGGAAAUUUCCUGUUAAAUGGUGAUCAUAAGGUCAUAAAGUUAUAAAUAGGGAUGGAACAAUACAAUUUUUUUUUUCAGACCAAAUAAGAAUAUGAGUACAUGUGAUUUGGUGAUAUUGAUUCCAAAAUGACUAACAUACUGUAGUAUUAAAGGAGUCAUGAGAUGUUUUUAUUUGAUUAUUUCCCCUGAGGUGUAAUUAUAAUAUUAGUAAAGUUUUGUUUGCACAAAAGUAAUAAUUUAUUACCCUUUUCCACUCUGUCUCUGUCCUUUAACUUCAGUGUAACCACCCACUGCUAUGAUUGGCUAAGAUCUUUGCCUAUGGAUUAAUUAUCAACUCCCCCUGCCAUAAACGUGCGAAACUGUUUUCAGCGACUGAGCGUCAGUGGGCAGGGCCAACGGUGCGAUGAUGUAAAAUUAGAUGUCGAUGUCUUGCUUUUGGGGCAGUCAUAUGCAAAUGUGUUUUCCUGUGUGAUGUCACAAAUCCUGCCACAUCCAAAUGAGCCGUUUUUGGAGCUUGGUUAAAUGAAUGCUCUUUUUGUAUUGAGGAGGACGUAUUAAGCUAUAAAACCUCCAGGACGAUUUAAUGGUACAAUGACCUAUGUCAAAAGAUCAAGGAAAAUUAGAUUUCUUAUGUCAUGACCCCUUUAAGGUAUCACGUUCAUAAUGGAACAGUUUAUUUAGCUCUGUUUAUAUUGGGUGCUGCCAUCUGCUGCUAGCUAUGAAGUCCUCAUGCUGAGUUUUAGGUUUAAGAUAUUUUAUAAGGUUACUUGUAUUGUAGGACUAUUCUUUAGUUUCUCCUGUCGAUAUUUUCCCAGAGCACAGUUUGCAGCCUGCUUUUGCUUUGAUUGCCAUUAAUCGUGAAAUACACUGUCAUUUUGUGUCAUCUCUACACUCGGCUUACCUCACGUAGAAUCACAUGGUAUCAACUUUUAGUAUUGGAGCAAUGAACUCUGAGCACGGUACUGGACCGAUACAUGACACUUAUAUUGGUAUUGAUGCAUCCCUACUUAUAAUAUUAAAUCCUCAUAAAUGAGGAAGACCCUUCAUUUUAAAAAAAGGUAUGUUUUUAUCAUUGUUUGUUUACAAUCUGUUGAGGUAUCUUACCAGUGUUCUCUCUCAGGUUUUAAGGGAUGACUUUAAUUUUUGUGUGCCUGUGAAUGUCUAUGCUUAAAUCCUUAUGGCAAAGGAUAUUAAAAAUAAGGCCAACACCAUUAUCUGUUAUGGUUAUUAUGCAUUAUUUAUUAUCUUAUAAGAGCUAGGUUUUUUUUAGUUUCAUCAGAUACAUUUUAUUCUGAUGCAUAAAUAUGCAUCAACAGUGACUAUUCACACUGAAUGUGUAUAUAAUCAUUAAGUACAGGAGAGAUACAGUACAACACACAGCCCAAAACCCAAACCCACCCCCACAACCCUUAAUCCCCCUGUGUGUCUCUCAGCAGUUAUAUGUAAUCUUGAUAAGCUCGCCACUUUCUCUGUCACACCUCUACACCUGUUACUCUCUCUCUCUCUCUCUCUCUCUCUCUCUCUCUCUCUCUCUCUCUCUCUCCCUCUCUAAAAGCAGAGCUGGAAUGCAGUCAACACCUUAAUGAGGAGAUUUGGAUGCUUCCCAAGGAGAAACAGUUAUCAGCCCAUGACAUUACACAAGCUAGUCUCACACACGCACACAAACACACACACACACACACACACACACACACACACACACACACACACACACACACACACAAACAAUUCUAUGAGAGCUUAGAAAUGAAAUCUUGUACAGUAAGGAUGUUGCAAGAACAGACACAACUAUCAACUGCUCCACAAUGCAACACACAUGAUUCUCCUGCAUAAUUCUCAAAACAACUAAUUUAUUAUUAUUUCUUUUAGGGUUUGUUAUUACAGACCUAAGAUUGAGCACAUGUAGUGUUUUGAAUAUGCUGGGUGAUUUUUCCCCCUUUUUCAUCAUAUAUGAUGGUCAUUUGAGAAGAAAAAAAAAUCUAUUUGACCUUUUGAGAUUUGAUUCUCAAAUCUAUUUGAGAUUAAGCAGAUGGGGGCUUAGUGGUUAGCACAUUUACCUUACACCUCUGUGUAUGCGGAAUUUGCAUGUUCUCUCUGUGCAUCUGAGCACUCUGGUUUCCUCCCCCAGUCCAAAUACAUGCGCUGUAUGCUGAUUGGCAUCUCUAAAUUGUCCAUAGUGUGUGCAAUUGUGCCCUGUCCAGGGUGUCUACUGCCUUGAGCCCUGAGUCCCCUGGGAUAGGCUCCAGGCUAUCAGCGACCCUAUGUAGGAUAAGCGGUACAGAAAAUGGAUGGAGAAUUAGCAGUAGGAAGUUGUUUGGAUUCCUUCAAAUGAAAUUGUAAUUAAUGCUAUGGUUACUAAUUUCAUCUCUAACUUUA
Molecule: messenger RNA, 4739 nt
Organism: Ictalurus punctatus (channel catfish)
Lineage: Eukaryota; Metazoa; Chordata; Actinopteri; Siluriformes; Ictaluridae
Gene: opcml
Product: opioid binding protein/cell adhesion molecule-like
Exons: 7
Coding region: 440-1465 (341 amino acids)
Cellular component (GO): neuron projection
Source: RefSeq, a predicted model, not a curated record